AUGGACGGCAGGUACUGCGAGAGGGGAGAAGAGUGCGGGCGGACCGUCUCGGUAGGUGUCACGGAUGGCAAGACGAUAACUACCGACGUUGGCGAAAGCUACACGGCGACGAACGCCACAUCAGAUAGUCGAACGUACACGACAACUUUGGGCAUCUCAUUUGAUAUACCCCCCGGUAUGGGCGGAAUCGAAAUCCCUCUCCCAAAGGGUUCAGAGCUCACGGGAUUGGGAGUUCCAAAGGCUGGUGUAACGUAUAGCAAGGCAUAUGCGAAAGCCCUCAGCUGGACGCAAACCGUCGCCAGGGGGCAUACGUUUAGCGUCUCCAAUUCCACUUCGUACAGUCUCAACAUUGGCGAAUCGGAUAGCCUGUCGAGGCCUAGCUGGUCACAGGGCUACUGCGGGAGCUGGUUUGCCGUGCCAGUAAUAGGCUUGAGCUGUGGCCGGGGCGCGCGUGGCGAUCUGGUACCUAGCGAUAGGGGGGGUGGUUCACAGUGCCUCCUGAAUCCCGAGGACUCGGCCUUCUCGCACUGCUUCAACUACACGUUCACGGACAACCGGCUGCCGGGCCAGACUAAGCACAAGACCGUCUUCGUGCUGCGCGACUGCGACCAGGGCUUCAUCCUGCCGGGCGAGUGGCAGCACCCCGUGUUUGCGUACAGCUUCUUGCCCCAGACCCUCGUCACGGACCACAUCCUCCGCUACGGCUGGAAGGAGUUCCCCGACACACGCAAUAAGCCCCGAGACGACGAGUGGGUGCACCAGAAGCACCUCAUGAACUUCACCAAGACCCUCGGCCCGGUCGACCACACCGUCGAGCUCUGCGGCAGGGGCAAGUACUGCUCCCGGCACAAGCUGACGCCCGGGAACUGCUACAACAUUCCGCGAGGCUACGCCGGCACCAGGUCGUCGUACAUCGUGUCGGCCAAGACGACGCCCGGCAACUGCUGCGUGCUGUUCAGCAGGCAAGAGUGCCACGGCGUGGCGCAGGUCGUCAAGGGCGACAUCCCCGACUUCUUCGCCGUGGGCUACGAGGGCCAGGCGCACAGCGUCGUGUGCAAUGUCGAGGAGUACUGCAACCCAAACAUCAUCGACAGCCUGACGCUGUCCUAA
This is a messenger RNA of Lasiosphaeria miniovina, 1110 nucleotides long. RefSeq lists its product as uncharacterized. Bases 1 to 1110 code for a protein of 369 amino acids. The record is from RefSeq and is a predicted model, not a curated record. The transcript has 3 exons. NCBI's taxonomy places the organism in Eukaryota, Fungi, Ascomycota, Sordariomycetes, Sordariales, Lasiosphaeriaceae.